CAGGAACUGUGACAGCAGAGCUCACUCUCUUCCUCUUUAGAUCCUGAUUUGCAACAUGAAGGACAAUCUGACCCAGGACUUCCGUGACAUGCGGGACUAUCUGGAGAAGCAGGAGCGGGCUUCAUUCUGGCGGAUGCAGCAGGAGCAGGAAAUGGCAAAGAAAUCCACAUCCCAGGAUAUUCAGAUCCUCGUGGCGGAUAUCGAGAGCUUGAUGAAGGUGAAGGUGGAGCUUCAGGACCGCAUCGAAAAUGACUGGAUGGCUGUGCUGAAGGAUUCCGGAUCAGGGGGUACCUGGGUGUCGGCCGCCCCCCCCAAUAAACGAUACACGUUUGAUGAGAACCGCCUCGUAGACACCACUGAGGUCAUUUCAAAGAUCAGGAAGAGCCUGUUGUCUCACUCACUGCUGGAGCAGGUUCCAUGUCCACCCAAACAAGUGUUUGAAGACCCGCUGGUCUUACCGGCUCCUCCGGGGCCCGAUGUUCAGAUGCCAAGCACCACACUUCCAGAGAGAAGCCCGAACAGGCUCUUGCAGUGGGCCACUCACAUUUCAUUCGACCCGCAGACAGUCAACAACCGUCUGUCCCUCUCGGAGGACCUGAAGACGGUGACGGUGACUAACAAGAUCAAAGCGUAUGAGAAGAGCGGACGCAGGUUUAGCGCAAGCCAGGUCCUGGCCGUCCCCGAAUUCUCCAGCGAUUGCCACUACUGGGAAUUCAGCACAAAGGACAGCGAUGGGUGGGGGGUGGGCGCCGCCGCUGCCCAAAUGGGAAGAGACGGGAAACUUGGACGGAACGCCUUCUCCUGGUGUGUGGAAUGGAACAAGGAUCAGCUGUGUGCCUGGCACAACGAUCAGGGGGUCCCCGUCCUCCUCCCGAGACCCCUCAAUGUCGGCGUUCUUCUCGACUGCCCGGAAAAGGAGCUGAAAUUCUAUUCCAUCUCAGAGGACGGCCCGACCCGCAUCCAUUCCUUCCCCCUCCCCCUCCAGAGCCCGAUCUUCCCCGCAGUAUGGCUGUACGGCCUGAAAGCGGGAAAUUCCCUGACAAUACGAGACCUCCAGAGGAUCAGCAUGUGAGA
Molecule: messenger RNA, 1074 nt
Organism: Nanorana parkeri
Lineage: Eukaryota; Metazoa; Chordata; Amphibia; Anura; Dicroglossidae
Product: E3 ubiquitin-protein ligase RNF135-like
Exons: 4
Coding region: 56-1072 (338 amino acids)
Molecular function (GO): protein binding
Source: RefSeq, a predicted model, not a curated record